AAUUACAACACAACCCAAAAAUAUUUCUAAGUUUUCGCAGGAGAGGCAAGGAAAUGAAGUCAAUUACAGCUUUGUUUUUACUUUUCUGUUUCCUUGUUCCCUCUGCUUUGGCGCAACUCAAGUUUGCGUUCUACGGUCCCUCAUGCCACCGCGCUGGAUCUAUCAUUUCUACUGUCGUUGCCAACAGUUUCCGUAGCGACCCUAGCAUUACUGCAGCAUUGCUUCGUAUGCAGUUUCAUGAUUGCUUUGUUACGGUUAGUAAGCUUCUCCUUGUGUGUGGUUGUGAUGCUUCCCUUUUGAUUGACCCAAGACCAGGAAGGCCAUCAGAGAAAAGCACAGGACCAAAUGCAAGCGUGAGAGGCUAUGAGGUCAUUGAUGAGAUUAAGAGACAGCUCGAGGCUGUGUGCCCCGGAAUUGUCUCAUGCGCAGACAUUGUAGCUCUAGCCACCAGAGAUGCGAUCAAAUUAGCUGGUGGUCCAAGCUUCUUGAUAAAAACAGGAAGACGUGAUGGAUUAAGGUCAAACCCAGCCGAUGUGAACUUGCCCGGACCAACAAUUCCUGUGUCCGCAUCCAUCCAAGCAUUUGCAGCUAAAGGCAUGAGUGUGAACGAUAUGGUUACACUAAUUGGUGGUGGCCACAGUGUUGGUUCUAUUCAUUGCAGUCUUUUCCAGGAUAGGCUUAAUGACCCUGCCAUGGACCGCUCACUGAACGCUCAGUUGAGGAACACAUGUCGUGCCCCAAAUGACCCAUCCGUGUUCUUGGACCAAAGGACUCCAUUCGUUGUGGAUAACGCAAUCUUUGGAGAGAUGCAAAGACAAAGAGCAGUCAUGAGGAUUGAUUCAAACUUGGCUUUCGAUGGAGCAACCCGUGGAAUUGUGUCGAGUUUUGCACAAAGCAAUUCACUCUUCAGACAGAGAUUUGCUCAGGCAAUGGAGAAAAUGGGUACCAUUGGAGUCCUUACCGGACGUGCUGGAGAGAUCAGGAGAAACUGCAGAGUCUUCAACAACGGACGUUGAUUCUAUAUUGUUCUUAAUCUAAAGACCAAGAGGAAUCCUAUGUUUGUUUUCUAACAAAUAAUCAAAUCCGGAAGUGUGCUUUCUCCAGGAUCUUGUUUUAUUUAUCCGUUCAAAAUUGAUUUGCGUGUUGCAUGUACUUUAUUAUCUUUUUUAAUAUUGAGUUCUUAUUCAGGCUUUGUGGUGUUGUAUGUUUUCAACUGUAUCAUUUGAAUUUAAAAAAUGGUUUGGUUUUGUGGAA
Molecule: messenger RNA, 1254 nt
Organism: Brassica rapa (field mustard)
Lineage: Eukaryota; Viridiplantae; Streptophyta; Magnoliopsida; Brassicales; Brassicaceae
Product: peroxidase 44
Biological process (GO): response to oxidative stress; hydrogen peroxide catabolic process
Molecular function (GO): peroxidase activity; heme binding
Source: RefSeq, a predicted model, not a curated record